Molecule: messenger RNA, 664 nt
Organism: Brassica rapa (field mustard)
Lineage: Eukaryota; Viridiplantae; Streptophyta; Magnoliopsida; Brassicales; Brassicaceae
Product: photosystem I subunit O
Source: RefSeq, a predicted model, not a curated record
AAACAAAGAGAACCAAUCGGUCUGGGAGAAAGAAGCAAAGAAGAAAAAUGGCAGCAACAUUUGCAGCUCCAUCGACAGUGAUAGGUCUCGGAGGAUCAUCUGUUUCUCCCAUCAAGGCCAAAGCUCUCUCUUCAUCCUUUUUGAAACCAACAUUAAGAGCAAAGAACCCUCUGAAAGUCGCCGGAGCAUCAGGAGGAAGAUUCACUUGCUUUGAGAGGAACUGGCUGAGGAGAGAUCUGAACGUGGUGGGGUUCGGGCUUGUCGGAUGGCUAGCUCCGUCUAGCAUUCCGGCGAUAAACGGGAAGAGCCUGACGGGUCUCUUCUUUGAGAGCAUAGGAACUGAGCUCGCUCACUUCCCAACUCCUCCAGCUCUCACGUCACAGUUCUGGUUGUGGCUGAUCACCUGGCACUUAGGCCUCUUCAUCUGCCUCACCUUCGGACAAAUAGGAUUUAAGGGCAGGACCGAAGAUUACUUCAAGAAAUAAACCAUUCCCUCUUGUUCCAUCUGUACUUAUUAUCUUACUCUCUCUUGGUUCUCUGUGUAAUAGUAUGACUCUAUAUGAAGCUUUCUUUCGAUUCCUAUAUUUGAUGUUUUGAGUAUUCAAAACCGGUUCGAUGACCGGGUUCAACCAUGAUGUUAUUCUUAAUAAAAUUAUUAAACUCA